AUCUAAAGUCGGCUCACACCACUGUGUCUCUCUAUAUUAGCCUGCCAAAAACCUAACCCUAAUUUUUCUAUUAAUCGCUCCGUAUCAUUGGAUCGAGCUAGAGAGCAACAGGCAACAGCAACCGCGCAGCAGCAAGAACAGUUCAGGAAGUUGCCAUGGGUAAGGUUCACGGAUCUCUGGCUCGUGCUGGUAAGGUGAGAGGCCAAACUCCUAAAGUCGCAAAGCAGGACAAAAAGAAGAGGCCACGCGGCCGCGCCUACAAGAGGAUGCAAUACAACCGCCGCUUUGUCACCGCAGUUGUGGGAUUCGGCAAGAAGAGAGGGCCCAACUCAUCUGAGAAGUAAAGUGUGACAAGAUUAUUGAAGUUAGUAGUUAUGUAGGUGGAGGUUGAUGUUGGGAGGUUGGAUAAUCUUUUUAUUGUGUUACUGUGUUGAGUUUUUUAUAUUAUGUCUCAAACUAUGUUGAGGAUACGCUCUUUUUGUUAAUUGGGAUGGUACAACUUGUUUCGUAAUUCUAUUAUACUGCAUUUUGUUA
This is a messenger RNA of Manihot esculenta (cassava), 534 nucleotides long. RefSeq names its product 40S ribosomal protein S30. Gene Ontology annotation, molecular function: structural constituent of ribosome. Lineage: Eukaryota; Viridiplantae; Streptophyta; Magnoliopsida; Malpighiales; Euphorbiaceae. Gene Ontology annotation, biological process: translation. The coding region runs from base 156 to 344 and encodes 62 amino acids. Gene Ontology annotation, cellular component: ribosome; cytosolic small ribosomal subunit. The transcript is spliced from 3 exons. The record is from RefSeq and is a predicted model, not a curated record.